UUGUCUUUCACCCCUCUUUCCCUCUUUCCCGUCUUCCAGACUUGUUUCGCGAUAUCUCUGGGACGUUUUCUGAGUUGUUUGCUCUAUUUGCGGUUUUCCAGCGUUAUACACCAUGGCCAACCAAACCCCCGAAUCCUGGGAGGAUGAGCUCUCCAGACAGACCGAAGGUGUGAACCUGAACAACAACGGUCGUCGCCCGCAACAGCAGUUCAACUACCAGGGCUCGACCUUCACUCCUGGCGCUGCUUCCUUCACCCCCGGCGCCGCUUCUUUCGUUCCCGGUCAGCAGUCGUACGGCGGAUACCCCCAGUACGGCCAACAAUACGGUUACCAGCAGCAGCAGCAGCAGCAGCAGCAGCCUUACGGUCAGUACGGAGGACAGUACGGAGCCUAUGCUCAGCAGCCCGGUUACAACCAAUAUUACAACAACCAGCAACAAUACGGUGGCUACCAGCAGCAGCCCCAACAGGCUCAGCAGCCUCAGCAACAACCCAAGCCCGCUGCGGAGCCCAAGCCCGCUGCCCCCAAGCCCGCCGCUAAGGUCCUGAGCAUUGGCGCCGAGCCCAAGGCUAAGGUUCUCAGCCUCAGCGGUGCCAGCGAUUCCCCCAACGCUCCGAAGACAAAGGUUCUCUCCAUCGGCGGCACAUCCGCUUCCCCUAGCCCCGCGACUUCGGGUACGGCCACCCCCGGUGACACCAAGGGCGCUGCUGCCGCCGACGCCGCCGCUAAGGUGACGGCUUCCAAGGCCAUCGAGAAAACCGAGAAGAAGGCCGAGGCCAAGUCUGCUGCCAGUGGCAAGUCCUCCCCUGCUCCUGCCUCCGGCCGGUCAUCCCCUGGCCGCUCCAGCCCUUCCAGAGCCGAGGUUGCUAAGGCUGCUCGCCACGCCGAUGCCGUCGCCCAGGAGCAGAAGGCCGAUGUCGACGAGGCCACCUUGAACGAACUUUACGGCGAGCUGGAGAAGAAGGAACACGUCAACGUGGUUUUCAUCGGACACGUCGAUGCCGGUAAAUCCACUCUGGGAGGCUGCAUUCUCGUCGCCACUGGUAUGGUCGAUGAGCGUACUUUGGAGAAGUACAAGAGAGACGCCAAGGAAAUGGGUCGUGAGACCUGGUACCUGUCCUGGGCUCUGGAUCUCAACCCCGAAGAGCGUGCUAAGGGCAAGACCGUGGAAGUCGGCCGCGCCCAUUUCGAUCUCCAGCUGAAGAAUGGUGUCACCAGAAGCUGCAGUAUUCUGGAUGCCCCUGGUCACAAGGCCUACGUGCACCACAUGAUCGGUGGUGCUACCCAGGCCGAUGUCGGUGUCCUCGUCAUCUCGGCCCGUAAGGGUGAGUACGAGACCGGAUUCGAGAAGGGUGGCCAAACCCGUGAGCACGCUUUGCUUGCCAGAAACACCGGUGUGCGCAAGCUGGUCAUUGCCGUCAACAAGAUGGACGAUCCUACUGUCGAGUGGAGCGAGGAGCGUUUCAAGGUUUGCACCACCAAGGUGGCUAAGUUCUUGGAAGCUUUGGGUUACGCAAAAGCCGACUUGACCUUCAUGCCCAUCAGUGCACAGACCAUGGUCAACAUCAAGGACCGGGUCACGAAGGACGUGUGCCCCUGGUAUGAUGGACCUUCGUUGCUGGAGUACCUCGGCGACAUGGAACUCCCUCCUAGAAAGCUGAAUGCUCCUUUUGCAAUGGCUAUCAGCGCCAAGUACAGGGAUAUGGGAACUAUGGUUGAAGGCAAGAUCGACAGUGGUAUCGUCAAGAAGGGUGCCCAAAUGGUGGUCGUGCCCGGCCUUGCUAAGUGCGAAGUCGCUGCUCUGUAUGGCGAAACCGAAGACGAAAUCGCCACUGGCAGCUGCGGUGACCAAGUCCGUAUGCGUCUUCGUGGUGUCGAAGAAGAAGACCUUCUUCCAGGUUUCGUCCUGUGCUCUCCCAGACGUCUGGUCCACUCUGUCCACUCGUUCGAGGCCAAGAUCAAGUUGCUCGAGAUCAAGGGCAUUCUUUCUGCCGGUUUCAACUGCGUUAUGCACGUGCACUCGGCUGUUGAAGAAGUCACUAUCGCCGCUCUUUUGCACAAGCUCGAACCCGGCACCGGUCGUCGUAGCAAGAAGGCGCCCGCCUUCGCCAGCAAGGGCAUGACUGUUAUCGCCAGAGUUGAGGUCACCUCGACAGCUGGACAGGUUUGCUGUGAACCCUUCUCCUACUCGGAGCAGAUGGGACGUUUCACCCUGCGUGACCAAGGACAAACCAUUGCUAUUGGUAUGAUCACCAAGCUUAUCGAGAACGAGGAAGUUGUUGCCGAGUAAAUGCGUGAAUUAUCGGUUAUUGCAUCCAUUGCAUAAGCUCCCAAACUCUCUUACCGCGGCCAACAGGGAAAGAGUUUGUCGGGCUCGGCAGAUCUAGGGUGGCAUGGGCGGGAACACGGGCUCGACAAUGACAAGCUUAACGUUGGUUGAUGAUGAUGAAUUUUAAUUUUUUUUUCCCCUUCUGUUUCGUGCCAGACUUCUGAACCCUGAGUCGAUCGAUAUAACGCGACUAGAAGCACGCCAUAAAACUCGCCAUGCCCACCCAGCAUUUGCUUCAGGAUACACCAAGACCACAGAAAGUCUUUUAGUAUAGUAUAGUAAACCCAUGGCAGUGUAUUUAUCUAUAUCACAAGAAAAAAAAA
Aspergillus uvarum CBS 121591 is the source of this 2652-nucleotide messenger RNA. Its product is annotated as translation termination factor GTPase eRF3. Gene Ontology annotation, cellular component: translation release factor complex. Gene Ontology annotation, molecular function: GTPase activity; translation release factor activity; GTP binding. The record is from RefSeq and is a predicted model, not a curated record. Lineage: Eukaryota; Fungi; Ascomycota; Eurotiomycetes; Eurotiales; Aspergillaceae. The coding region runs from base 113 to 2290 and encodes 725 amino acids. The transcript has 6 exons. Gene Ontology annotation, biological process: translation; translational termination; nuclear-transcribed mRNA catabolic process, deadenylation-dependent decay.